This is a messenger RNA of Symbiodinium sp. CCMP2592, 1026 nucleotides long. Lineage: Eukaryota; Dinophyceae; Suessiales; Symbiodiniaceae. The record is from the annotation of a GenBank genome assembly.
AUGGCCUUGGUGGAGCGGCAGGGCCAUGAGUUUGAUAGUGUCAACUGCGCCACGGCGCUGCAGCGCUCCGCUAAGCUCGAUGGCACAGCGCGGGAGCUAAAGAGCGGGUCCGUCUUCAGCUUCCGCAGCUUAAGCCGCACAACCUGGCGACCGUCCGAUGCUCGGAUCGCCACUCACUCUUUUACCAUGAAAUACUGCAAUACUAUGACUACGAGUAUUGUUCCUGCGACUAUGUGCUUUCUCUUCGUAGCGAAGCGCAAGGCCUCCUGGGCUUCUGCUCGGCUGCAGCUGGCCGAUAGGGAGCUGUCCGAGCCUCGAGGUUUCCGGCUGUCUUCCUCAGUUGCGGAGAGAUCACGUGCCGACCCGCCAGCGCGAGCACUGGGCUCGAAAAGGCGCCCUCCUGGAAGCGACCCUGAAAGUCUGAAAGUCGGGGUCGAGAGCUUCGGUGCCAUGCGGCUACAGGCACUGCUGGCCCUGGCCGCGUGGCCUCAGGGCGGCAUGGCCGCGAUCCUUCUGACAGGUUAUAAUCCUUGGGGCAACUUCACGCAGAAUCCCUCCGGGGAGGUCGCCACGGCCCUGAAUGGCAGCAUCGUGGAGCAGCUUGUGGUGCACAGUUUGCGUGUGGACGUGACCGAACUGGGGGUCUUGGAGGCACAGGACGUCGUGGAGAAAGGCGGCUGGGAUGCCGUCGUCCACCUGGGCUUCGAGGAUGAGGCCAAGGGCCUGAAGCUCGAGACCAUGGCCGCGAAUGUGCGCGCUUUGCACAAAGGGAAGGUGGCACCGGAAGGGCCGCAACUGUUACCAACGACCAGUGACCUUGGAGCGGUAGCGCUGAAUACGCAAAACCCGCAUGAGCUCUGGAGCAGGGAUGCCGGGGAUUUCUUUUGCAACGAGAUCUACUAUCGUACCCUGUACUCCAUCCGGGAGCAUCGACGUCUGCGAUGCCCUGGUGCUCUGAUCCCUUCCAUCUUCAUCCAUGCUGUCCUGGCCAGCGCUCACACCCCGCCAGAGCUGUGGACGGACUGA